AUGCCUCGCGCGCCCGCUCCGGCCGCCGUGCUCGCCGCCGCGCUCGCACUGCUCGCCGCGCUCGUCGCUUGCGUGGAGGAAGAAUGCAUCGACUGGGAGGGCAAGUCCGUGCCCCACGGCCUGCUGUAUGUGCCCGGGCCCGGAGUAUGUUCCCUGUGCGUGUGCUACCACUCUGAGCCGAUGUGGUGUAAAGCCAUCUACUGCGACCCGCCGUAUUUCUGCAAGAACUUCAGGGUCGGCGAGCGAUGCUGCGAGUUCGAGUGCCUGGACCCUCCCGGGGAGGACACGCGGUACCGGGAACGGCAGCGUCUCCGAGCCCUCAUCCUGGCUGGAAACUCCUCGGCUCCCCACACGGGACCCUCCGUCAAGCUUAAAGCUGGCAUCUCGCUCCUCGCUGUAGCAGUCGCUAGAUUCGUAUGAAAUCCGACCACAGAUUAGGUUGAACUAAUUGGAAAUGAUUGAGCUAACUCCAUUCGACGUUUGGUUCUCAGGCUACACUUUAAAACAAAGCUGAUGUUAGUCUGUUAGCGUCGAUUACCUUUUACAGAUUGGGUAGCACGAUCCAAUGAACAGUUGUGACAAAUAUAUUUCAUUUAAAUAGG
Molecule: messenger RNA, 602 nt
Organism: Ostrinia nubilalis (European corn borer)
Lineage: Eukaryota; Metazoa; Arthropoda; Insecta; Lepidoptera; Crambidae
Exons: 3
Coding region: 1-420 (139 amino acids)
Cellular component (GO): membrane
Source: RefSeq, a predicted model, not a curated record